Messenger RNA from Tupaia belangeri chinensis (Chinese tree shrew), 1343 nucleotides. It is a transcript of the gene COIL, whose product is annotated as coilin. Gene Ontology annotation, cellular component: Cajal body. The record is from RefSeq and is a predicted model, not a curated record. Gene Ontology annotation, molecular function: U1 snRNA binding; U2 snRNA binding. Lineage: Eukaryota; Metazoa; Chordata; Mammalia; Scandentia; Tupaiidae. The transcript is spliced from 8 exons. Gene Ontology annotation, biological process: spliceosomal snRNP assembly.
UCGGCUUCCGUUGAGCACCGAGCAAGAUGGCAGCCUCCGAGACGGUUAGGCUACGACUUCAAUUUGAUUACCCGCCGCCAGCCACACCGCACUGCACGGCUUUCUGGCUUCUGGUGGACUUGAACAGGUGCCGAGUCGUCACUGAUCUCAUCAGUCUCAUCCGCCAGCGCUUCGGCUUCAGUUCUGGGGCCCUCCUAGGCCUCUACCUGGAAGGGGGACUCUUGCCCCCCUCCGAGAGCGCGCGCCUGGUGAGGGACAACGACUGCCUCAGAGUUAAACUAGAAGAGAGAGGAGUUGCUGAGAGUUCCGUAGUAAUCAGUAACGGUGAUGGUACGCAUUUAUCACCUAGGAAAGCAAAGAAGCGGGCAUUUAAAUUGGAGGAGGAUGAAGAAACUGAACUAGAUUACAAAUAUUCGAAGAAGCAUUGGAAGCGGCAACAGAAUAAUAGCAAUAGUGAGAAGGUUUUGGAUCUGGAACCAAAAACUGUCACAGAUCAUACUGCGAGGAAAAAAAACAAAAGGAAAAACAAAGCAACCUGUGGCGUCGUAGAUGAUGAUGAUGAAGAGACCAAAAGAAAAUCACCAAAGAAAAAGGAGAAAUGCGAAUAUAAGAAACAGAUGAAGAAUUCCAAAGCUCCUAAAGCGCAGGCCCCAAACAGUGGCAGGCAGGCUCCUGGACCUCCUCCCAAUGUGUCCGUUCCCCCUAGUUUAGGAAAAGUAUGGGGUAGGAGAGAAGACCUUCUUUCUUGGAGGGGAGCUAGGGGUCGGGGCAUGUGAGGAAGAGGUCGAGGACGAGGGAAUGGUGUUUCUUGUAUCUUGAAUAGAAACACUGAAUAUCAGAAGCAGCAGCAAUUGAAUGAAAUGUUAACAAACUCGUCUACUAUUAUCCAGAAUCCAGUAGAGGCUCUCAAGAAAGAUUACAGUCUGUUACCACUGUUAGCAGCUGCCCCUCAAGUCGGAGAAAAGAUCGCAUUUAAGCUUUUGGAACUAACAUCUGACUACUCUCCUGAUGUCUCUGAUUACAAGGAAGGAAAAAUAAUAAGCCACAAUCCAGACACCCAGCAAGUAGAUAUAGAAAUUCUUUCAUCCUUACCUGCCUUGAAAGAGCCUGGGAAAUUUGAUUUGGUUUAUCAUAACGAAAAUGGAACUGAGGUAGUAGAGUAUGCUGUGACACAGGAGAGGAGGAUCACUGUUUUCUGGAGAGAGUUGAUUGAUCCAAGGCUGAUUAUUGAAUCUCCAAGUGACCCACCAAGUACAGAACAUCCCCGAGUCUGACCUCACCGCUGCAGAGUUUAUAAAUGUGACUUGUUUGUGAAAGUGACUAUCACCUGAAUUUUUUUUUUU